ACGGCGAAUGGGGAGGCCACGACAACCUUCUCUGACAUCGGUGGACACGUGGGCGAUGUUGCGCCGCUCGUGUCAGCACGAGCUAGCUCUUUUAAUUCAGUAUCACCUUGCUCUUGCCACCCGCAAGCUUUGUCAACAUUUACAAGGGAGAUGGGGAGGGCGCCAUGCUGCGAUAAGAAGGGGCUGAAGAAGGGGAGGUGGACGAUGGAGGAGGAUGAGAUACUGGUGAAUUACAUUGCAGAGAAUGGGGAAGGUUCAUGGAGGUCACUUCCUAAGAAUGCAGGUCUGCUGAGGUGUGGGAAGAGCUGUAGGCUGAGAUGGAUAAACUACCUUAGAUCUGACCUCAAGAGAGGGAGUAUAUCCAAGGAGGAAGAGGAGAUCAUUAUCAAGCUUCAUUCCACCAUUGGAAACAGGUAAAUG
This is a messenger RNA of Phalaenopsis equestris, 420 nucleotides long. RefSeq names its product myb-related protein P-like. The transcript has 2 exons. The record is from RefSeq and is a predicted model, not a curated record. NCBI's taxonomy places the organism in Eukaryota, Viridiplantae, Streptophyta, Magnoliopsida, Asparagales, Orchidaceae. The coding region runs from base 151 to 417 and encodes 88 amino acids.